AUGAAUUCCUAUCUCCUUAACAGAGCCCUCGGGUCUGUCGCUCCAAACACCUUCCAUGUCGCCCAAACCACCCAGCUAGUACACCACCUCGAGCCGGGUCCAGGAAUACGGUUCUCCAGCCGCAGACCUGCACCCAGCCGGUCUGAAAAUAACACGCCUCUGAACCCGGGACUCGACCUGCCAGAAGAGGUGUUUGCUCACAAGGCGGGAGUCAACUGCCUAGCACUCGAUCAAUUCGAGGCCCGAUACAUGAUAUCGGGCGGGGCGGACCCAUCGAUUCACCUCUGGGAUCUCGAAACAAGAGGAUCGGAGCUCGAGCACGUCCACCGGUCUUGUGCAUCGGUCAGCAAGUCUUCGCACGGCGACGCGCAUACGCACGCGAUCACUUCGCUCUCCAUUUACCCGUUUGAUCCCGUCCCGUCCACCAUCUUCUCGACGUCGCACGAUGGCACUUUGAAGCUUUCGGCCUUGCAGUCGCCAUCCAUUACUCCUGUCCAUACGUUCAAUCUGGAGUGUACGCCCUAUGCACACUCGUUCUCGUCUCAGCCGGAUACUACGCUGCUCGUAGCGGUAGCCACUUCAGAGCCAUCGGUUCGACUAGUUGAUCUGCGGUCAGGAUUGUCAACUCAUGGCUUGCCGGGACACAAUGCACCUGUACUCUCUGUGGCAUGGGCUCCUCACCGGCCACAUCUACUGGCAUCUGGUUCAGUGGACAACCGAGUGAUCAUCUUCGAUGUGCGUCGCGGGGGCCACAACUCUGCUAUCGCAACCUUGGACAUGGAUGAUCCGGUAGGACUAGUUCCCCCAGGGUCCGGGUCUGCGCCAGCGGCAUAUGAGAGUCGACCGGCUUUUGCGCGACACGCUCGCGCACACAAUGGCGCCGUGACUGGGGUGCGCUGGACGUCCGAUGGCAGCCACCUCGUGACUGCAGGACAAGAUGCGCGCAUUCGCGUAUGGGACUCAGCCAGCGGCGCAAACACACUUGUACAUUUUGGGCCUCGAGUCCGGAACAGUGCUUCGUCGCACUUGGCAGAGCGAGCUCCCUUGAUUGUGCCGAAACACUUCAUGGACUCCGGCCAUGAAACACUGCUUUGGCCGAACUUCCAUGAACAAGACGAUCGUGGGGAACUCUUCAUGUUCGAACUCCGCGAAGGGACGUUCAUCAAACGACUCCGGGUCCCUGGUUUGAUGGCCGGGUCCCAAGGGUCUCGAGGUCGCUCGACUGCACUGAGUGCCGCGCGCAUCAACGACUUGGUCUGGCGCGGCAACGGUGGCUCGGGGGAGGGCAUCGAGCUGUUUUCUGCGCAUGGCGAUGGCACGAUCCGGACAUGGGUGUCCCGCGAGCCUGACGGGGAACCCGACGAGGAGGAAGAGGCAGAGCACGCCGACCGCAAGAGGAAACGGGACGUGCUAGAGGAGAUCUACCAGGGGUUUUUAGGGCCGGACAAUUCUCGACUACAAGGAGAAUGA
Penicillium alfredii is the source of this 1470-nucleotide messenger RNA. Its product is annotated as WD repeat protein. Lineage: Eukaryota; Fungi; Ascomycota; Eurotiomycetes; Eurotiales; Aspergillaceae. The transcript is spliced from 2 exons. Bases 1 to 1470 code for a protein of 489 amino acids. Gene Ontology annotation, cellular component: Cul4A-RING E3 ubiquitin ligase complex; nucleotide-excision repair complex. Gene Ontology annotation, biological process: proteasome-mediated ubiquitin-dependent protein catabolic process; transcription-coupled nucleotide-excision repair; protein polyubiquitination. The record is from RefSeq and is a predicted model, not a curated record. Gene Ontology annotation, molecular function: protein binding.